Dentiscutata erythropus is the source of this 377-nucleotide messenger RNA. NCBI's taxonomy places the organism in Eukaryota, Fungi, Glomeromycota, Glomeromycetes, Diversisporales, Gigasporaceae. The record is from the annotation of a GenBank genome assembly.
GGUCCCUUAAAUUAACUGAAGAUUAUGUAGUUGCGGUUAAACACUUAAUAGAUAAUCCUGAAAUAAAAACCUACUUGGAAAUACAGGUAUUAGUAGCGCCUAUGGACUAUCCUAGACAACUUCAUAUACAGCGUGCCAUUGUACAUCACAUUAAAGCCAUAAGAUCUGGAAUACUAGAACAAAUUUUGCAUAUUGUUCCAAUGAUUGGGCCAUUGCAUGUAUCCUUAAAUAGUUGUGAAACUGUUUUUUUGUUAAAUUAUGAAUUUUUUGACUUACUCUUUCAUAAAAUAUUCGGAGAAAAUAAGGUUUUGGCAAAAAAGCCAAAACCUUAUAAGAUUAAUUUGCUUUUAGAAUUAGCGUCUCAGGGUUGGUCUUGA